Molecule: messenger RNA, 708 nt
Organism: Polyodon spathula (Mississippi paddlefish)
Lineage: Eukaryota; Metazoa; Chordata; Actinopteri; Acipenseriformes; Polyodontidae
Product: leukotriene C4 synthase-like
Exons: 5
Coding region: 154-618 (154 amino acids)
Biological process (GO): leukotriene biosynthetic process
Cellular component (GO): membrane; nuclear envelope; endoplasmic reticulum
Molecular function (GO): glutathione transferase activity; glutathione peroxidase activity; leukotriene-C4 synthase activity
Source: RefSeq, a predicted model, not a curated record
UAAAUUCUGCAACCUGGGGGAGACUCCUCAGAAUAUCGUCACAGCCGAUUGAAACAGAUGAGCGGAGAUCCCCAGGCUUGAUCUUAGAUCAUCCAGUGCGCAAUAGAUAUAGAGAUAUAUUUCCCAUUAUUUCUCAGUAGUACAAAGUGAAUUAUGUUGGACCAUAUGGUGUACGUGGCUGCUGUAACGAUUUUAGGCGUAACGGAGCAAGCUUACUUCUUCCUCCAAGUGAUCUAUGCCAGGCGGAAAUAUUCUGUGUCUCCUCCAUGCAUUGCUGGGCCCCCAGAGUUCGAGAGAGUCUAUAGAGCGCAGGUGAACUGUGCAGAAUAUUUCCCACUCUUCAUCUCCAUACUCUGGGUGGCUAGCCUCUAUUUUAGCCAAGUUUUUGCACCUCUCUGUGGACUUCUCUACCUGUAUGGCAGAUACCAAUAUUUCCAUGGCUACGCCCAGUCUUCUCAGGGGAGGCUGGCCCCAAUGUACUUCAGUGCUCGGAUUCUCUGGAUUUUGAUUGGUUUCUCCACUGUGGGGGUCCUCAGUGACCUGAGCAGGAUUUAUUUCGGAGUGGCUUUUCUUCAGGUCCUGAAAGUGUUCCUCCAAUCUUAUUGGAUCCCAUUCUAGGAGGACUGGGUAGUGGGUGCUGUGUUACAGUUGACUGUUGACUGUAUUUACAGUAUAAUCGUAAAUCUCGAAAAACUACUCACUUCUAAA